Messenger RNA from Callorhinchus milii (elephant shark), 874 nucleotides. RefSeq names its product NME/NM23 nucleoside diphosphate kinase 4 (gene nme4). Gene Ontology annotation, biological process: GTP biosynthetic process; CTP biosynthetic process; UTP biosynthetic process. Gene Ontology annotation, molecular function: nucleoside diphosphate kinase activity. The transcript has 5 exons. Lineage: Eukaryota; Metazoa; Chordata; Chondrichthyes; Chimaeriformes; Callorhinchidae. The record is from RefSeq and is a predicted model, not a curated record. Bases 26 to 592 code for a protein of 188 amino acids.
GGGGGGAGGGGGGGUAUCAGUCGCCAUGACCCUGCGGCUCGGGCUCGGGCUGGUGGUGCGGGCGGCCCCCCGGGCGGGGCUCAGGCCCGCGGGCCCCGACACCGGACACCGCUACAGCAGCUCCGGACUCCUUGGGAUUCAGGAACGGACGCUGGUUGCUGUGAAACCAGAUGGAGUCCAGAGGCGGCUGGUGGGAGAAAUAAUCCAUCGCUUUGAACAGCGAGGAUUUCAGCUGAUCGGAAUGAAGCUGGUGCAGGCUCCAAAGGAAGUGCUUUCAGAGCAUUAUCAUGAUCUGCAGGAGAAGCCUUUCUACCCAGCGCUGAUCAACUACAUGAGUUCAGGCCCCAUCGUGGCUAUGGUCUGGGAAGGUCACAACGUUGUAAGAAUGUCUCGGGCGAUGGUGGGAGACACCAAUCCUGCAGAGGCACGUCCUGGCACCAUCCGCGGGGACCUCUGUGCCCACAUCAGCAGAAACGCCAUCCACGCCAGCGACUCUUUUGAAGUAGCCAAGAAGGAGAUCAGUCUGUGGUUCAGUGACCAGGAACUGAUAGAAUGGCAGUCCUGUAUACACAGUAACCUCUACAACAUGUAGAGUAUUCUGGAGCCCAACACUCCGAAGAACUCUUACUACCUCCCGUGGUGUUUCCUGGUAAAUGAAUCUCCUGUUCAAAUGCUGUCGUGUCUGAAGACUCACUGUCCACAUUAAUUAAUAUAAUCCCACUUUCCAUCAGUGUGGAAAUGGCUGCCUUGUUUGAACCUGAAAACUAAUGGGAGUGGUUGUGAAUUCCUAUGUGGUGCUUACUCCAGGCUGGUGCCAGUGUAUCAUGAUAUUCUUGUAGGAUACAAUCCUUCAUUAAAGUGAUUUUCAUGUUCA